Messenger RNA from Pelobates cultripes (western spadefoot toad), 31436 nucleotides. NCBI's taxonomy places the organism in Eukaryota, Metazoa, Chordata, Amphibia, Anura, Pelobatidae. The record is from the annotation of a GenBank genome assembly.
GUCACGUGCCGGUGUGUUUUGCGCGCUGAUUGGUUGAUUGCUGCGGAGUGGGCGGGGCCUGUUGGCUGCUGUGUGGGAAGUAGCUAGGUAGAGUCUCCUGUCAGAGUCCCGGGCCCAGCAGCACCGAACCGGUUCCCCCCAGUAACUCCUAACCCGCCAGCCGGACCGCCUCUCAGCAUGGGGGACAAAGAGUUCAUGUGGGCUCUGAAAAACGGAGACAUGGACGCCGUGAAGGAGAUGAUCACAGCGGUGAGGGCCUGUGUAGGCGUGGGGGGGUGGGUAGCAUAAUGUGUGCUGUAUGGGCCACUAUGGCAUUUAUCUGCAACAUGACAUGCUGCAAAUAGGGAGCUACCUGGGGGGCUGCUUGUACUCCGUGCCCGUAACAUGUUGAUUUACCCCCCACCCUGCUAUUUAGCCAGCAUUAGUUUGUACAGGUACGAGUGAGGAUUCUUAAUCAUUCUAAUUGAAUUUCAGGACAAAAUGCCAGAACUGUAAAUAUUCUACAACUCCGAACUCUGCAAUUUCGGCCUUAAAGGGACAGUUUAGGCACCUUCAUGCACCAUAACAACCUAAUCUAAAUAAAGCUGUUAAGGUACCAAGGGGCACACCCUUGCAUUAACUAAUGCUCACAGCCAAUCAGUGACUCCCCAUUCACAAUCCUGGCUUGAAAAAAAGCGUAACUUUUCCAAGCCAGUUUUGUGAAUGGAGAGUCAAUUAUUCGCAGAGGACAUCAGCUGACCACUCUUAGCCAAUAAGCAGCGUCCCUGCCUGACAUAACUCACCGUUUCCUGAAGCUGAAAUCUCAGAAACCAGAUGCCACUUGGGGGCAGUGGAGAUAAGUGCUGGAGGCAACUCUGGUGAACUCUUGCCUCAAGAGGUUAAACCGUUCUUGAGUGCCCAGAGUCCAUGAAGUUGUUAUGGUGCCAUGAGUGUUCCUUUAAAGGGAAACUAUAGUGCCAGAAAACCAAAGUUGUGUUCCUGGAACUAUACCUUCCCUCACCCCUUCUGUCACUUACCUCCUGUCCAGAGCCGAUGUCCUUUGGCAAUGGCUCGGGUCCGCCUUCACUUCUUCUAUGUUGACAGCAAUGGUCGUAUUUGCAUUAGGAUUUUCUGACAGGAAAGUAUUGUACAAUGCUUUUCUAUGGGUUUUUGGGUGAAACUGGACAUCCCUGCACAUAGCUUGAGGAAGUCCAGCAUCAGAGUUCCAAAAUUCACCUAACAACCCGAAUGUCCCUCUAGUGCAGAGGUGUCCAAUCCGCAGUCUGGUUGGAGAUGGACAGGACUGGAUGAUCCAGACAGACAGCUCUAAAAAAAAAAAAAGCAAUUUAAAUAAUUUUCCCCUCAGACUGUGACAACCUGUCAGUCUGAGAGGAUUAAUGAAUGAGGUGCUGGUGGCUGGAAGGAGCACUUUAAGGCUCCCUUCACAAUUUUCGGAAAUUCCUUGUCCAUGCUCCACCCUUGCAUGCAAGCUCCACCUGCUGCCCAUACAUCAAGCCCCCAUAUGCAAGCUCCGCUGGCACUCCAGCAGGAAGAGAUCAAGAAAUUGCUCCCACAGUCAGUAACUUUGUGUUUAUGUGCUUGUAUGUUUGUGUGUCAGCUUGUCUGUAGUGAGCAUGUGUGUGUCAGUGAGCUGAUAUAUUGUGAGCUUGUAUGUAAUGUGUGUGUGUGUGUGUGUAUAUGUAUGCACACUACAUGACACAGUAAUGGAUGUAAUUUUUUUUUGUAUGAUUUGUCUGUGAUUUUGUGUGUGGUGGAAGGUCUGUGUGUAUCUGUGAUUGUGUUUGUGUAUAUCUCUGAUUGUGUAUAGGUCUGUAACUGUGUGUGAAUGUCUGUGAUUGUGUAUGGGUAUAUCUGUAACUGUGUGUAUAGGUCUGUGAUUGUGUUUGUAAAUCUGUGAUUUAUGUGGGUGUGUGAUUGUGUGUAUAGAUCUGUGAUUGUAUUUGUGUGUUAUCUAUCUGUGAUUGUGUGUGUAUAUUUGUUAUUGUGCGCAUGGGUCUGUGAGUGUGUGUGUAUAGCUUUGUGUGUGUGUGUAUAUCUGUGGUUCUUAACUGCAAUAAUUAGCUUUGCAGGGUUAAGGGUGCUGGGGCAGUGCACCCAGGCCACUUCAAUGAGCUUAAGUGGUCUGGAUGCCUAUAGUGUCCCUUUAAAAUUCACAUGUAAUUCUUCAAAAUUCUCACUGUUGAAUAACCCUGUAAGUGUUAGUCAACUGUGACUUAAGCUACACUAUAAUACAUUUGAGGUCUCUGUGUUAAUAAACCAGCUUGUAAAUACUGAAUUUGACGUACACAACUAGACUGUGGAAAUAAAACUACACAAGCUUUAAAUUCUUAUUUUUUUUUUAGUUCCCUGGAUAGAAAGCCAAUUAACAAGUGUAACACUUGACCAAGAGGUGGUGACUAACUGCUGUCACUAUUACAGGUUUAUUAUAAUAUGUGGGGUUAGUGUUUAAGCAAGUACACUAGCUUGCUUCUAAUAUCUCAUGGUAUGAAUGAUCUAAUAAGCAUUGGGUUAUGAUCUCAGUAAAACACAUAUAUUGCGUUUUACCAAUAAAAAUGUAUCAGUCACCUGUGUUUGAACUGAAUUUCUAGCCAUAGUGCAAGUUAUUAAGGAGUUUUCUAUUUGUAUGUUUUUGUAAGGUUAUGGCUUUUACAAAAUUACAUUUUGUUGAAAAUUAUUGUUCCUUAUAAAUUCAGUGACCAGUUGACAUUUGUAUUACUCUAACAUAGAGAAAUGCCAACGUUGAUGAAGGGUAUGUACAUAAGCAUAGUACAGUGUGUAUAGAUUUUUUUUUUUUUUUUUAUCCAAACAUAUUUGCACACUUGCGAAUUCCAGUGCCAAAGAAAAUCUAGAAAUCUAAACAUAAGUGCAUUCUGAGUCUUUGUAUAAUCAGUAAUUUGCACAAAGGUGUGUUAAUGGUCUUUUUAAAGUCAUAUUACACUAGUUUUUAAAUCACACAUCUGCAUUAUAUGGAUGGUUUUUUUUUUUUUUCAACUUCAUCAAAUAAAUAAGUCUAGUCCAUAAAUUAAGCAAAUAAAUUUAGUCCAUGGUUUCAGUCAGUCGUUUACCAUUAUGUCUUCCUGUGCUUUCUUUUCCUGCUUUAUUGGCAGUUUGUAGACACCCUUAUUGUCUGCAUUUCACAAACACUGUUUAAAAACAAAGACAUUGCUUCUUCAGUACACCUUCUCAUUUUGUACUUAUGGCAGUAGGGUAGCUCUGACACUUACACAAACUGCAUGGAACAAAUAAGAGUAGUGCAAUCAUUAAUAUCCCCUUUUGAGGCGGAUCUGCCUCUACACAGAGGGUUUCUAUUGACUGUUGUUCUAAAGUAAACCUGGUGGGUGAAUCAAAGCAAACUCUAGGCAGCAUACAAUUUGUAUAUAUUUUAUACUAUUUGAAAGCAAGGAGAGGGGGGAAAGAACACUAUGGGACGGUGGGGGAAGAAACUUUUUUGAAAUCAUCUGGGGGAAAAGUCAUUUUUGGCCAAGGGCACCCUGAAUUUUCGGUUUCAACCAAGAGUUUUCAUUUCGGUGCGUCCCUAAUUUGCAAACUUCUUUAAGAUAUACCUCGAAUUAAUACAUACAUGUAAUUAUUGUGGAUUUAUUUAUCUACUAAACAGUUAUUUUUGGUGUGCAUGUACAUAUUUUUGUGCAUUUGGCUGUACUUGUAUGUACUUGUGUAUAGUGUAUACUCGUACAUAUACACUACUUGUGUAUAUGUGUCCGUGUAUGCUGUAUAUUGUCCUUCAUGCAUAUUCUGGAACGCUUGGAUGUGAAUUCAUGCAUUCUUAAUCUAAGUAAUUUUUUUUUUUUUUUACUCUCCCCUUCUAUUCUUCAUUCUCAGGUCCUCUACCAGAGGACUCUGUGUUUGAGGGUCCUGCGCAGUAUCUUGGCUGUUCCUAGAAGGGCACUCUUCUGGACAGCAAUCUCAGAUGUCCCACCUGGAAUCUGUUGAAGCCACUUCUCUAACUUGGGAGUCACAGCCCUAUAGCUCCUAUGACAACUAUAGCCACUACUGCUUUCACUUUCCACAUGCUUUCUAGUUCUUUCAGUGCUUGGAAUUUUUCUCCACCUUCUCAUGUUCCUACUUCCUUAUGUUAUAGUCACUGAGUAUUGCCAGAUCCACCACGACUGCAGUCUUCUGUUCAAUGUCUACCACCAUGAUGUCUGGUUGGUUGGCCAGCACUUGCUUGUCUGUCUGGAUCUUGAAGUCCCACAGGUUAUUGGCCCUGUCAUUCUCAACUACCCUUUGCGGUAUCUCCCAUCUGGACUUAGGCAAGUCCAAUCCAUAUUCUGUCUACACCUACUCCAGGGAUGGGGACACUUAUCUAACCAAUCAGUGCCCUAUCCUUAAGAAUGCUGGAAACAUGGUUUGGACAUGCCUGACAUAUAUACACAUGUACAGCUGGACAAUCUCUUCAGCUUGUAAGAUACUGAUAGGGGAAGAAAGGAGUCUGAUCUGAGGAGGCUCCAGUGUAAGAUUUCUCACUCCUCCUGCUGUUGCACAAUAGUGCCCUGUUUCUGUCAUUUGUGGAUGGUGGGAGGAGGCUGAAUAAACUCCCUUAGCUUGGAGGUGUGUAAUCUGACCCAGUGUAUAGCAAGUUUAUAAACCUUUAUUACCUUUAUUAAACUUUUUGUUUUGUAUAUUUGUUUAAAAGUGAUUGGUGGUUUAAAUAACUAUAGCCAAGUGAUGCAUGUCCAUUUAACUGUGUAAACCUUUAAAAGACCUCUCCACACCCAUAAAGCACUUCAUCUUGCUUCCUGACCUGCUUUAUGGGUAAGGUGUGUUCAUAUUAUAAUGACAGUUUAUAAAAGAUCUGAUUUGUGUUCAGAAUCAGCACUACUUUAAAUAAUUAAUAAAACUCUUUGACAGCCAGGAGGUUUCUUCCUGCUUCCAUUAGCUCCCCUGAGCCAACAGAAGUGACAGGCACACCUGCAUACCUCAGACCAGUGUCCAGAACUUAGAUCAGUAUGUUGCUCACAUGUGCACACACAAGUAGGUGUGCAAGUGUGCAUGUUGGAAGCCUUUAACCCCUUAAGGACACAUGACAUGUGUGACAUGCCAUGAUUCCCUUUUAUUCCCGAAGUUUGGUCCUUAAGGGGUUAAUUGGCUAUUUUCCCUGUGAAGAGACUAAAAGUCUCUUCUGUCAAAAAACGGGAGGACUUUCAAAGGCUUUUGCAAACUUAUUUAAGAUAUACCUCGAAUUAAUACAUGCAUGUAUUCAUUGUGGAUUUAUUUAUCUACUAAACAGUUAUUUAAAUUUUAUUUCUUUUAUGGUGAGUGUAGUGUUCUUUUAAGGUAAAAGGGUGCACAAAACCUCUUUGCAUCUUAACCACUUAAUUGUCGAGAGUAUAACCUUACAGCAGUUUGAUCAGUGUUAGGGGCUUAUCUGUGUAUAAUCACUGAAAAGGAAUCUAACGUGAGUGUGUCUAAGGGAAAAUGCUUCUGGUGCAUUCUGCAAAGCACACGCCUCCCUUUUUUCACAAAAUGUCAUCCCAGUUAGAAGAAACUGUGCAGUUUAGCUAUUGAGAGAUCAUUGUGACGUUGUCCUACAGCCCGUCUCUGUCCUGUUGUCUGUAUAGUAUUUGAACAAUGUGCUAAGGGGAUGGGAGGCAUACAACUUUGUCUUAUGUAUUUUUCCUACGCUUGACAAAACUUAAAUGCGGAGGUAACUUUUGAAAGCCCUCCGCCAACAUCAUAGAUGGCGGGGGAGCCUUUUCUGUACAGGUUCUCGCAGGAUCCUUUAUUGACAUCCAUGUUGUACUAUUGUGCAUGCAUGAGAGUACAGUGCUGAUGUCGGCUUCUGGCAGGAGCUGUAGAUCAUCAGCUCCAUGUCAAUAGGAAUACAAGUGGAGCAGUCAUCUUCUGGGGUCUUUACAAAAUAUGCAGACAACAGAAGGUGACAAAGUCGCUUUAACUAUAACUAUGCACAAGUAGGUUCAUUCAGACUUUCUUUAAUGGUUAGUCUGAAUUAUCCAUUGAGUGGGUGUGAUUUGUCUGCAGAACUGGUCAAGUGUAUGGUAUUUAAUUCAGGUCUCUCUCUUUUUUUUUUUUUUUUUUUAUAUAGAGACCCCUAAUGAAACUAACAGGUUAAAGGGGAGAAAUAUUUCUGCUUUAAGCAAAUUUUAGAUAUAGACAUGCACAUCCAACAGAAGUGGGAAAAUAAUUGUGUGGAAUUUAAUUUCCAUUUGCAAUUUUUAUAGUCCUGGUUACAACUACAUUUUCAUGCAUCAACAUUUAUCUUCUACACACAGCCUCUGGCCCUUUCCUGGUCAUGCAUAAGCGCACUGUGUUUGUUUCCAAGAAGUGUGUGGAGCAGGGGUGAUAACUCUGGCACAGUGCAGUAAUUUCGUAUGCAAUGCAGUUUCACAUUUCUGUAAAUAAUUAGUUUAUCUAAGGAAGGGAGAGUGACUUUGAAUCAAACCAUAAAUCCAUUGUGUUGGUUGCAGCAACCUGCUAACCUUAUUGAAAUCAUCCUUCAUUGUGCAAGAUUUUAUCUUUAAUAUCGCUACCCCAUCUCUAACUCUUAUUAAUAUUUCAUUAUUUAUAUAGCGCCAGCAGAUUCCGUUGUGCUGUGCCUGCCCAAUGAGCUUACAUGCUAGAGGGAGUGGGGUGCUUAAGUUGUAAUCAGUUGGAGCACUAAAAGAGAUCUUGCUUGUAGUUUAGUGAUGUUGCCAAUCUUUCUACUGAAGUAGAAUCACAAUGUAUUUUAGUCAUAUAUGUGUAACAACUUAAUUAGCAGUCAUUUGUUUCUAGAUAAUAGGUAUGCUUAAAGGGACACUAUAGUGUCAGGAAAACAAAUUGGUUUUCCUGGCGCUAUAGUACCCUGAGGGUGCCCCUUAAAACCCCUUCAGUAGUUCACCUAAUUCCAGCGCUGGGCUCCCUUACCUCUCCUCCUCCGCCGAUGUCGGCAUCCUCUUCUGACGUCACAGGAGCCGAAUCAGCAGGCGCGGCACUGCCGCGCAUGCAUUCAAAGUGUCCGUAGGAAAGCAUUUUCAAUGCUUUCCUAAGGACGCUUUGCGUGAUUGAGGCAUAAUAUGCCUCAAUCGUUGCAGAUGCGCCUCUAGUGGCUGUUUGGAAGACAUCCACUAAAGGCUGGCUUAACCCCAAAUGUAAACAUAGCAAUUUCUCUGAAACUGCUAUGUUUACAUCAGGAAUGGUUAACCCUAGAGGGGUUCAUUGAGCUGGAGUGGUCUGGGUGACUAUAGUGUCCCUUUUAUGUGUGAUCUCCGAUAGUUAUUUAUUUUACUAAUUACCUAAACCUUUGUUUCAGAGUUACAAAUGUCUCAACUGGUAAAUAUUUUUACUCAAUUUAAUGAAACUAUCAAAAAUACAGUGACUUCUGGCUACAAUCAUUGCAGGUUAAAACUUGAUUUUGUAGCCUGAUUUUUAUCUUUGUGUGAGAACAAAUUCAAUCUCAAUUUUGUAAAGAAUGAAAGGAUCUUUUAUAUUUUGUUCCUUUCUCUCUCUGCUGGUAAAAUUGGCUGUCCGGGUCUUGAACCUCUCCAGGACCACAUGAUGUGCUAUGUCAUCAAACAGUGCAGGGCUUUAACACUUUAAUCUUGUGUUUAAGGUACUAGAAUGGUUAGAUUUCAGCUAGAAUCAAGGAGCCCCAGGUAUCAUUCAAUAACAGAGGGUCUGCUCUGUUAGCUGGGGGCACAUUUAGUGUCCCCAGACUGAUAGAUGAACUGUGUACAGUGCACAAAGUAAGCACUGUACACAGUCCUUUAAGUCCACAUAAAGCCUGAUUCUUUGUCUUGCCUGCCUUCAGUCUAAGGGAGACAACAAGGGUCUGAAAAGACCCAUCGGUCUCUGUAGUUUGUGGCUUUGCCAGUUGACCAGCUCUUAUCACUGACCAGCAGGAACAGCAUGCAUAGCCUUCUCAUGCUGCAAUUGCACAGUAGAGGGCACUAACAGUAAUUUUUACAGAUUGACCUGGGAAAUCUUUCUGCUGGUGUCAGCAGAGGAAAUCCCUCUGAGUAAGUGAUGGUGUUUGAGGUAGAAAAAGGAGAAAUAGUGCCAAUGUUUGCUGCUUUUCAGUCCGUUGACAGUGUCACUUUACCAAACUGCAUUCCUAGUAAGUAAGCAAAGAGGCAUGUCAAAGUUAGGGCAUGUCUGUUAUUUGAACCUACAGUCCCUCAAACUACUGACAAAGGUUGUACAUGUGAGGUGUACCUGAGAACAGUAGAAAACAUACAAAUAUGUUGUCUUCACAACGGUGGGAAAAUUUUCAUGAAAAUCAAAAUUUUUAAUUUAACCAUCAUGUUUUACAGUUUGAUGAUAACAUAGUUAAAUUAAGAGUCAAUGCUCUUAGUUACAUAACCCGAAGGGUUCUACUUUCUACGCAGCGGUUUUGAAUUAUGUAAAAGUCCAGAGAAUUUGAUUUGCACGCUCUAUAUUUCACCCAGCAACUUUCCAAACACCAUAAAACCUGUUUCAUCAGUGAAAGGGGCAGGGUUUUGUUUUUUUUGCGUAAAAAACCCAAAUAUGAACACUUUGACCAGGGUUUGUGACUAAAGGCACACUAUAGGCACCCAGACCACUUCAGCUCAUUAAAGUGGGUGCAGUUUCCCAGCAAAGGUAAUUAUUGCAGUUUUUUGUAAACUGCAAUAAUUCCCUUUAUGGGUUAAAGGACCACUAUAGUGCCAGGAAAACAUACUCCCGCCUCCCCCUCCUGCCCGGCUAUAGGGAGAGGAAGGGGUUAAAACUUACCUUUUUCCCAGUGCCGGGCGGGGAGCUCUCCUCCUCCUCUCCGCCUCCGAUCCUCCCUUUCGGCUGAAUGCGCACGCGCGGCAAGAGCUGUGCGUGCAUUCAGCCUGUCUCAUAGGAAAGCAUUUAAUGAGCUGAAGUGGUCUGGGUGCCUAUAGUGUGCCUUUAGUCACAAACCCUGGCCAAAGUGUUCAUAUUGGGGUUUUUUACGCAAAAAAAAACAAAACCCUGCCCCUUUCACUGAUGAAAUGGGUUUUAUGGUGUUUGGAAAGUUGCUGGGUGAAAUAUAGAGCAUUUACAAUGCUUUCCUAUGGAUGCUUGCGUGUUCUCACUGUGAUUUUCACAGUGAGAAUCACGCAAGCGCCUCUAGCGGCUGUCAAUGCGCCUCUACGGUUGAACAGAUAUAUAAUGCAAAUUCAAGGUUUUGUUUGAGUUUUGAUCUAUAUAUUUAUUACUGGAAUUUAUAAAGCGUCAACCGAUUCCGCAGUGCUGUACAUUUACUAGAGACGUACAAUAUACACAGACAAAUACAAAAGGUAAAGAGAGCCCUGCCCAUAAGCUGGCCAUUGAAGCUCUUUUAUACAAAGUGAACUUGUACGACUGCCUCAGUCCUUAAGGGAUUAAACAGCAACUAGAUGCAUACUUGCAAAAAACACAAUAUUCAGUGAUAUCAUUUUUCAACUGUAGGGUAAUAGCUUCUUGAUCCAAGGAUAAAUCUGACUGCCAUUCUGGGGUCAAGAGGGAAUUUUUUCCCUAGUUUGUUGCAAAAUUGGAAGUGCUUCAAACAGGGUUUUUUUGCCUUCUUUUGCAUCAACAUCAAAAAACAAAUGUGAGGACGGCUGAACUUGAUGGACACGUCUCUUUUCAGCCUAUGUAGCUAUGCAGUUUUUCUUUAAAUAAUGGUCAUGCUGCAGUGAACAAGAAUAAGGGAACACUUCACACAGGUUUGCAUUAAUGUUAAUAUAUGUUAAAUAUUCUUGUGUUCCCUUAAAAAUACAAAUGUAACAAUUAUGGUCUGACAUUUCCUCUGAUGAAAUACAGUAGCAAAGUGGUGCAAGAUUAUACACCUAUGGCUAAAUCCAGAUUUAAAGUCUUACACAAACUGCUAAUUGUUUUUUGUUUUACUUUUUUGGUGUUUUUUUCCAUCACCUCAUGCAAAAUUAUAUCUGUAAUUCUGUAUCAUUUGGCCCCCCUCCCCCCCCCCGAAAAAUAAAAAUAGUGUAAUGGGAGGUCUAUCCUCAUUAUGUAGCAGACAGCACUGUCUCCACAUCAGUGUUUGUUAGUACCCAUGCCUCUAGAAAGUUAUUUCUGUUGAAAUUCUCACUGGUGGGACAUAGACAAACACAUGUGUGGGUGCACGUAAUAUGUCUGUGUCUGGGACACACACUGGUGGGAAACACACACACACACACUGGUGGGAAACACACACACACACACUGGUGGGAAACACACACACACACACUGGUGGGGAAACACACACACACUGGUGGGAAACACACACACACACACACACUGGUGGGAAACACACACUGGUGGGGAAACACACACACUGGUGGGGAAACACACACACUGGUGGGGAAACACACACACACACUGGUGGGGAAACACACACACACACUGGUGGGAAACACACACACACACUGGUGGGGAAACACACACACACACUGGUGGGGAAACACACACACACACUGGUGGGGAAACACACACACACACUGGUGGGAAACACACACACACACACACACUGGUGGGAAACACACACACACACACUGGUGGGAAACACACACACACUGGUGGGAACACACACACUGGUGAGGCUACACACACACACACACACACACACACACACACACACACUGGUGGGAAACACACACACACACACUGGUGAGAAACACACACACACACACACACACACACUGGUAGAGAAACACACACACACACACUGGUGGGAAACACACACACACACACACACACACACUGGUGGGAAACACACACACACACACACACACACACUGGUGGGAAACACACACACACACUGGUGGGAAACACACACACGCACUGGUGGGACAUGCUCGCUCACGCACAUUCUUUAAACAGCAGAUCAUUUCUGUUUGUUUGUUUGCAUGGAAAUAAAUUUGUUCUAUUUUUUUCUGAUAGGGUGCAGAUGUAAACCGCAUGCUCGAAGGUGGUCGCAAGCCUCUACACUAUGCAGCUGACUGUGGACAGGAUGAGAUUGUUGAGUUUCUUCUAGCAAAAGGAGCCGAUAUCAAUGUAUGUAACUAGGAUUGGGUGAUUCCAUGCAAGUUCUGUUUGGUGAGAGUCAGGGCUCAAAAUUGGCGAAUCAUUGGUGGGUGAAAAUUAAGCUUUGGUGAGUGUGAUAUGGACCCACUAUGUUUGAAGUGGCAAGUAUUUUUAUUUUUUUAUUUUUUUUAAUCCUGGCAAGUGGUUUAGAGCCUGAAAUUCUAUCCCUGGUUGGACCAGUUGCAUACCUGCAAGUUACUUGGAGCAUGCUGUCCUUUCAAGAAUAUUUGCUACCAGCUCAGUUUGGCUGGUGUGUAGAUAAAGCAAUGUUAAGCUAUGAAAGAUGUCAAAAUAUAGUAGCCCAGCUAACUAGAGAAACGGUUUGAAAAUGAAGUGUGAUCAUUUAUUCUGGAUAAUAAGUUUGCAAUAUUUUUUAUUUGCAUAAAAUCAUGCACAUAAUUCACAUUAGCCAGGUCUAACUUUUAUUCCACAACCUUCCUAAACACUUCCUGUAAAGAGUCAUCUAAUGUUUGUUGCAAAUUCUGUUUAAUUUCAAAUUUCUUAUCUUCUCUUUUAAUACCUUUAAAACCUUGCUAGAUCCUGCAGGAGACUCGUGUAUGUAUUUAAAUAUCAAUUUACAGAGCAAGACAAAAAUCGUUUAAACUAAGCUACAUUAAAAAUAAAACCAUUUUGUUUUCACGUAGGCAAUGUCAGUCACGGGCCAGGGGAUGUACAGCUAGGGCUGCAUAAAUGGAAACAAAAUUGAGUAGCACUGCCCCAGGAAGCACCUCUAAUGGCUGUGAGAGUAGUGGCCUCUAGAAGUGUUCAUUGGCACAAAUGUAAACUUUCUCCGAAAGGGCAGUGUUUAUAGCAAAAGGCCUGCAAUGACUGACUAGACACCAGAACAACUACAUUAUACUGUACUUGCUCUGGUGACUAUAUAGUGUCCCUUUAAUAUGGCAUGAGGCCAGUUGACUUCUAGCACGAUAAACACUACAAUGGGUUGUAGUGGUUAUGGUGCCUAGAUUAUCCCUCUGAAGCUGUGAAGUACAAAUAUACCGUGUCUGUUAACAACUUUAAUUUUUGUGUCCUAUUGGGUGUUAAUCUCAGCAUUCCCGCUUCAUUUUAUUUAAUAGGCUCCAGAUAAACAUGGGAUUACCCCACUUCUGUCUGCCUGCUAUGAGGGCCACCUCAGAUGUGUCAAGCUUCUUCUCUCAAAGGUAAGAAUAUAGAAUAAAGGGCUAUAAUUAACUGAUAUAUUUUAUAUCUUAGCUAGGCAGCUACUUAACUCAAGUACUGCAAAAUACAAAAACACACAUUCUUGAGCACAGGGACAUUUUUAAAAUGUUAGCGCAGAGAAAUGUCUAUAUUCUUGACCAAGUAGCCAAGAAAUGUACCUGUUCAACACCUAUCACUGUAGGUUUUAGAACAGCAGGACACCCCCUAGAAUGACUAGGCUUCUGAAUCCAUUUUGAGUUGUUGGUGAGGAAUCAGCUAGUGAACUAAAUAUAUUUUGAGGCUUAAUAAAAAUCUGAUUAAAGUCCAUGUUUUUUACUGUCUUUAUUUUAAUUGUGGCCACACAGGAAACAUAACAGGCACGUUUUAGUUAUGCCCACACAGGAAACAGAACAGGCACAUUUUAAGUCUUUUUAGCUCAGAGCAUGUACUUUUGACCAAGUAACCAAAGCAUAUUCCUGUCCAAAACAUGCUUGACACAUAGGUUAAUACUUGUACCCACAAGCUCAAUCCAAUACCAACGUAGGUUGCUGAAAUGUUCAUGUGGCCACAUGCAGAAUUGCAAGUAAAUACUUUCUGAAUCUGUACAAUUUUUUUAUUUUUUUUAGAGGCACUCUAGGCACCAUUACCACUACAGCUCAAUAAUGAUUAUGGUGCUUGGAAUUCUCUUUACUUACAAAUGUUUAUACAGAUGCAGCUUUUUUUAACCCUGAGACCAGAUUGUUGAAAACCUGUGUACCUUGCUGUACAAUUGGGUUAUUGUCUAUAUGAUUUGCAAUAUUACUAGCUGUUGUGUUUUUUUUUUCUUGUUUUUGAGAUUUAUUGCACUAUUAUCAAAGAAACAUGGAGUGGAUGCAUGUAUUUUAGAGAGAUCAUUCUGACAGCAUUAUGAAUUGUCUGUAAACUUACAAACAUUUCAAUGGAUAAUCAAAGGUAGGUUGACAUCUGUAAAAAGGCAGUCAUAUACCUUAAGUCAACAUAAUAGCACUGCCCCAGGAAGCAAACAUUUCAAUGGAUAAUCAAAGGUAGGUUGACAUCUGUAAAAAGGCAGUCAUAUACCUUAAGUCAACAUAAUAGCAUUAUGUUGACUUAAGGUAUAUGACUGCCUUUUUACAGAUGUCAACCUACCUUUGAUUAUCCAUUGAAAUGUUUGUAAGUUUACAGACAAUAGGAAAUACAUUUAGUAAAAUAGCUACAGAUGCUUGGCAUAGACUUCCACAAAGAUGGUAGGGACUGUAAACUAUUGUAAUAUUUGUAAUCGUUAUACAAUGCUGCUGUCAGCAUGAAACAUACGAAAUAUAAAUAUAAUUUACAUGAGAAUAAGCUUACGGGAAUGGCUAACUGGCGUUAUAACUUGUCUGUUGAUGUCACUUUUAAAAGACACACACACUUAUUUAUUAAAAGGAAACUAUUACUUUCCAGGACUUGAUCUCAAUGAAGUGUUGUGGGUGCCAUGUGCACCACCAUAACUCUGCUGUUGAAAAUGUUUCUGUUCUACAUGAAAAAUAAUGUUUACAUUGUGGGGUUAACCUGCCUGUAGUGGCUCUCAGCAGAUUAAAACUAUUUUAGUCAGAUGAUGCCAUAGAGACACCAUUUUGCCACUUGGCUGAGAACAUUGUCAAUGCAUAUGAUGUAACCUGUUUCUUCAUAGAAUAAUAGUUUGUAUUUGUGUGCAAAUAUACACUAUAAAUAUGCAUAAUUGCACUUACAAUGCACACUAUAUGACUAGACUUUGGUCUCAUGUUACAGAAAGUGGAAGAUUUAAGAAUCAUUCUGCAUUUCCCGCAAACUCAGUACCCAACACUUAAUCUGUCAUUAGUCAAACAAGCAGAACAACAUUUCUAAUUGACCUGCUAUUUAAGAUGAAAUAGAAAUGUGCCUUAUGUGCUAUUCAUGCCUAUGACACUGUUAAAGAACCACUAUAGGCACCCAGACCACUCCAGCUCAAUGAAGUGGUCUGAGUGCCAGGUCCAUCUAGGGUUAACCCUGCCUGCUGUAAACAUAGUAGUUUCAGAGAAACUGCUAUGUUUACAAUAGGGUUAAUCCAGCCUAAAGUGGCUGUCUCAUUGACAGCCGCUGGAGGUGCUUUUCACUGUGAUUUUCACAGUGAGAAGACGCCAGCGUCCAUAGUAAAGCAUUGAGAAUACUUUACUAUGGAAUGGCUGAAUGCGUGCACGGCUCUUGCCGCGCAUGCACAUUCAGCCGAUGACCGAAGGAGGAGGAGAGGGAGCUCGGCGCUGGAAAAAGGUGAGUGUUUAACCCUCUUCCUCCCCCUUCACCCUGGCGGGAGUGGGACCCUGAGGGUGGAGGCACCCUCAGGGCACUAUAGUGCCAGGAAAACGAGUAUGUUUUCCUGGCACUAAAGUGGUCCUUUAAAGUGUCACUCAUGAAAAAAUAUGUCUUUUGUAAACAGCAUAAUUUUAUCUUAAGCAACAAACUGUUGAGACUGAAAGCAGCCAAUUUGGCCUUAAUUCCAGCUAUAACAGAUAAUCAUGGCCCUGUAGGCCCUCCAACUCAACUCUAGAGCAGGAUAGCUUUUUUUUUUUUUUUUUCUUCUUCUUCUUCUAAUACCACACAUAUGAUUUACCCCUGCACAUUUUGUUCCCCCUAACAUGUGAUAUAAACCUUGGAUAAUAAAACGUAAUCAUGAAAGCAAGAGACCUGAGGCUGAAAAAAAAAAAAAAAAAAUGUAUCCAUACCUAAAUUUGUGUUUGCUUUUGGUAUUCAUAGAUGUCCUAUGUUCUAGUUUCCCAAAAUGUAGAGACAAAUUUAACCUAUAAUUGCUCAAGUUGGUAGAUCUUUGUUACAAAUACGGGGGUUCUGCAUUUUAUGACUACCACCGAUCCUGUUCAGCCUAGACGGCAGCAGCCUUGGUGCAAUUCAAUAUCAAAGUAGACUGGAGCCAGUUGGAUAUAGAGAUAUUUUGAAAGCCUAUGCCCUACCGAAACCAACACAGCCAUCCACAUCCUAAUCUCACUGCAAGACCUGAACAUAGAGAGAUAAGACAAACUGGGAAGACUUUUUUUGUUUUCCUUGGAAAUUCCCAAAUCUGUAAUCAUUUUGACCCCUGAACAUGAGGUAUCAGUGUUUGUAGGCUGACAUGUUUGCUCAGUAUGUUUCAGGGCACACACAGUCUGUGCCCAAAUAAAAUGUGCACUAAACAAUAUUUAUAAUAUGUAUAUCAAAGUUGAUGUUCUGAACCAGCAUUUCAGUUGGCAUUUGUCUAUUUAAUGCACCAUAUGGUUCUAAAUCAAAUUAAUUUUAUUUUUGUGUGCCAGUUUUGUGUUUUACAAGUUGCUUUAUGGCAUGCUUGCACCAGAUACCUUGAAUACAAUCCAUUUCUAACAAAGUGAAUGAAGCUCAACAAGAAUCUUUUAUUUUUAUUUUAUUAAAAACCUCUGUUCUUUUGUAACCUACAAUUGAUGAAUCGUUGCAAGGACUUGUAUACUUUGCCAAGUUUUUUUUUUUUUUUAAUGUAGAAAAGAAACCAAGAAGCAGUGGCUUUUAAUUUCCAAAUAGCUUUGUUGGAAUUUCUGUUACUUCGCUUUUGACAAACCUGCUUCCUCUGUGUUAAGAUUAUAUUGUGAAUAUUGUGUUCUUUCUUUAACUUGCUUAAACUCAAUUUUGCAUUCAGCAAUGUGAAACAAAAUGUUUUUUGUAGAAGUCAGUUCUUAUUUUGGGUUUUAUUCCAACGUGUUUUUGAGCACAAUGUGUGUGCAAUAGCAAUACCUAAAUUAAUAUGAUGGAUGCUACUGAAAACAAAUACAUGCCAGUGCAGAAUGAAUUGUUGUGUGUGCUAGGCUUCUUUUCAGUUCUGGCAGUUGAUUAUGUAGUAUCUGAAUCUCUGCUCUCAAAUCUCUGACUGCAUUUUGCAGGCUGUCAAAAGGUUUUCUAGUGAAACCAGUGCUGCAUUAAUUGUAUGUUACGUAGCAAAAUAAGACGUAGUUUAGCAUUUUACUUCAGUGCAGAAAAACAUCUAUACGUUUCGUCUAUUCCCACUGUAUAGCGUGAUUCUAUUUAUUUAAAUCUAUAAGUGUGUGUGUGUGUGUGUAUAUAUAUAUAUAUGUGUGUGUGUGUGUAUAUAUGUAUGUAUGUAUAUAUAUAUAUAUAUAUAUAUAUAUAUAUAUAUAUAUAUAUAUAUAUAUAUAUAUAUAUAUAUAUAUAUAUAUAUAUAUGUGUGUGUGUGUAUAUAUAUAUGUAGGAUUGUCACAGAUCUUGCAGUAACCACAGCCUUCUAGGGUAUACAAAGUCCAGGACACAUUCAGCUCGGUUUUCCUUUUUAUUCAAUAAGAAAACAGGUGCUUUAAAUAAUAACAAAACAAACAAAAUCCCUUGCUCUUACUUGAGCUCUUACUAGACAGGAAUUGCUAUCUGCAAUUGGGUGGCUUUCCCACUUACCAAUUUUCCAAACAAAAGAAAUGUCUUUUGUAAUAAACACAAUUGUCAUUCACUCUCCUAGCUGUCUUUUCCUCCCUCACUCUGCAGCAGGCUGCCCUCUUCUUUUAAAGGCCUGUCUACUAAUUGACUAGCUACAGGUGAGUGCCAAUUAAUUAACUCGUAAGUCAGAUCCAAAUAGUGGUCUGUUACACAGCAACUAAUGCUGUUGGAGCAUUGGCCCACCCUGCUCUCCAAAUACUCCGCCCCAGGGACCCAUACCAUGUUUUGCAGAGCAUCAGCUAUGCAUAUUGCAAACUUUAACAUCUCUCCCUGGGGCAUUUAACUGAAAAUCCUCUGGUUGCUGUUUAGCAAAUCAGGCCUGAUGGAUCUUCCAUCAACCACUAUUCCACUUUUACGCUCACAAUAUAUAUAUAUAUAUAUAUAUAUAUAUAUAUAUAUAUAUAUAUAUAUAUAUUGCUUUCAGUGUUUGUUUAUACAACACACACCAUCUAAAUCACAUUUUAACUGUCACAAAUAGCUCCAAUAUAGCAUGCAUAAUAUACAACUUGUGCCCUAAAUGGUAGUGAAUUAGGGAUAACACAUUUGGAAAUUGUUAUAGACCACAAACUAGGCAACAAUGGGCAAUAUCAAUCAGCAGUGACUAAGGCCAGUAAGGUAUUGUCAUGUAUAAAAAGGGGCAUUAAUUCUCGGGAUGAGAAUAUAAGUUUACCUCUUUAUAAAUGGUAAUACCACAUCUUAAAUAUGCUGUGCAGUUUUGGGCACUCUAAAGAAGGAUAAUAUGGCACUAGAAAAAGUGCAGAGGCAGGUUACAAAAUUAAUAAAAGGUUAACACAUUUAAACCUCUUUAGUUUAGAAAAACAGCGACUCAGAGGCGAUGUGAUGUUUUACAAAUAUAUCCGGGGCAAAUACAAACCUUUGUCUGGAAAUCUAUUCACAAGCAGGACUAUACAUACAACACUAGCUCACACAUUGAGACUGGAAGAAAGGAGAUUUAGUCUAAGGCAAAGGAAAGGUUUUUUUUUUUUUUUAGUAAGAACAAUAAGGAUGUGGAAUUUCCUGCCUAAAGUGGUUUGCCUGAAGUCCUUACAAAUGUUUAAACAGCAACUAGAUGCAUACUUGCAAAAACAUAAUAUUCAAGGAUAUAAUUUUUUUAACUGUAGGGUAAUAGCUUUUUGAUCCAGGGAUACAUCAUACUGCCAUUCUGGGGUCAAGAAGGUUUUUUUUCCUAGUUUUUUUGCAAAAUUGGAAGUGCUACAAACAGUUUAUUUAUUUAUUUUGCCCUUAUUUUGAACAGCAAAACACAGGUGUGAGGAAGGCUGAACUUGGACGCAUGUCUAUUUUCAGCCUAUGUAACUAGGUAGAGGAGUGUUAUUGAAUGUGAGAGAGAAACUAGUUCCUAGUAGGGGAUUAGAAGUGAGAAUGAACGGUAUUGAGAAGGGGUAUAUGGGUGUGGAAUUGGGUUAAAAGGUGUGGUAGAGAGGGAGCACAGGAAACGAGUAGAUUUAUAGUGGGAUACAAAAGAGGAGAUUGUGGUUAGAUUUGUAUACAAAUGCGAGGCAUUUAAAAAUAGACAGCUGAUAAAUUGGAAACCAAAGAAUUUUUUGAUUAGGCGUGGCCUGUUGAAAGAUGUCGGCAGCUGAAUUUUGAAUUGCUGGAGGGGAGAGAUGGAGUGGUGAGUAGGCCAAGCAGGAAAGUGUUGCAGUAGUCUAACCUAGGUGAGUAUGAGGGAGUGGAUAAGUCGUAUAGAAGCACAGAAUGUGAGAUGAGGGCAGAUCAUCUGGAUAGUGAAGAGAUGAAAGCAACAGAAGGAACAGUGGUUAUAUGUUUCUUGUAGAGCAGAGAAGAAUCAAAGGUGAUAUCUUUGUUGCAAGAUGUGGUUAAAUGAAAAAAUGGUCAGUGGACUGAAGAGAAUAGAAGCGAGUGGAACGGUAGUUGAAAGAGAUGGGAUUGAAGGAACAGUCCUUUCUGGUUUUUUUUGUUUUCUAAAAAAUUUGAGAGGAGAGAUAAGGAGAAGAUCUGCAUAUCAUUUGCAGAGAAAUGGGCAUUGAAGCAAUGAGAGGAUGUAUUCCAUCAGUGGGGGAGUGGAGAGAGAGGGGACAGGAACUGAGCCUUGCAGUACACAGACUGUAAGAGGAAUGUGUGGUGUUGAUGUAUUGUUAAAUGAGACUGUGUAGUUGUGACCAGAAAGGCAGAAUGAGAACCACAAGAGGGCUGUAAUACCAAGGUUUGUCUGGGUAAAGAGAAUGGUAGGAUGAUUGACUGUCAAAAGCAGCAGACAGAAUGGAAAUUAAAGAGAACUUAUAAAAACUUAUAUUAUACUUAUAUUUGUAUAAUAUAUUAUAAAAUAAUGAAAGCAUUUUAUAAUAUAUUAUACAUAUAUAAUGCAUAUAUAUGAUUUCAUUAUAAGUGUACUUUGAGAUAUAUACUGAUAUAUCUCAAAAUACUUAUAUUGAAAUCAUAUAUAUGUAUAAUAUAUUAUAAAAUGCUUUAAUUAUAAUAUAGUAUACAUGUAUGGGAAAGUGUGUGUGUGUGUUUGUGUAUAUAUCUAUAUGUGUGUAUGUAUGUAUGUGUGUGUGUGUGUGUGUGUGUGUGUGUGUAUAUAUAUAUAUAUAUAUAUAUAUAUAUAUAUAUGUAUGUGUGUGUGUGUGUGUGUGUGUAUGUACCCAAACGUUUGAUACCCUAGGGUGUCUACUUUUAAAAUAGGACAUGGGUGCAUAAUGACCAGCACCCUCCAAAUAAGGUAUUUUAGCCCCUAGAGAAUAUGACACACCUAUACAUUGGGGGGGGGAAUCACUGUACUCAAGAGAUGUUGCUGAACACAUGUUGAGGUGUUCUUUGGCAGUAACCCUUUUGUCAAAAAAAUCAAUUAUUUUAUUUAUUUUUUAAUUUGACAUAGAUUGGUGGUAAAAUGGUUGCAUGAAAAGAGUCAAAAUACCCCAAGUUUAAAGGAUCACUAUAGGGUCAGGAACACAAACAUGUAUUCCUGACCCUAUAGUGUUAAAACCACCAUCUAGCCCCUCUGGGCCCCUCAUGCCUCCAUAAAUAUAGCAAAAUCUUACUGUAUUCAAGCCUGAAGCUGUAGAUUUGCAUACUGUUUGGCUCAGAAAAACAAGCUGUCUGCUGACAUCAUCAGAAGUGGUAGCCUGAUCCAAUCACAAUGCUUCCUCAUAGGAUUGGCUGAGACUGACAAGGAGGCAGAUCAGGGACUGAGCCAGCGUGAUUGAAACACAACCCUGACCAAUCAGCAUCUCCUCAAAGAGAUUAAUUGAAUCAAUGGAUCUCUAUGAGGAAAGUUCAGUGUCUGCAUGCAGAGGGAGGAGACACUGAAUGUUUGGAUGCAUUUUAGGCAGCCAUGACCCAGGAAGGAUCUCUAACAGCCAUCUAUGGAGUGGCCAGUAAAGUUAUCACUAGGAUGUAAUUUAAACAUUGAAUUUUCUCUGACUGAAGAAGCUCUAUUUGAGAAUGAAACGCGUAUUGGCCAUUUUUUAAAGCACUUUUAUUGAGGACUUUUUAAAACAUUUGUUUUUAAAUUUAUUAUACACCAAUACAUUUAUUUUACUUAAGAUCCCACUUAAGUCCUUUUUGGAGCCUCCAGAGAAUCUCCAUAGGGGUAGUGACAUCCCCAUUCAAAUUGGCACAGAAUCUAUGUACCUAGAGCCGGGACCCAUAGGCUCAGGACCAGGUGAGCACCACAUUUACUAACACAUAUUUGUGUUUUUAUGAUCGCAAUCUACACAUUGGUCCGCUCUCCCUCUUUUUGUCUUUGAGAAUUACUCCAAAUCGAAGUAGAAGGGUGGUGCUACCAUAAUAAGCACACAAGCCUCAAUACGGAGCCAGCUAAUGCAAGCCUUUCUUUCUGAUUUAAAAUGUAAUAUUUUGGAAAAAGAUUUAUAUAGACAUAGUCUUAAUAUAUGCAUAUUUUUUAAUAUUUUAAUAUGUUGUAAAAAUAAUGUAAAAGUUUAUUCAAAAAGGUGGGCAUAAUUGGUAAAAUGGUUAGAUUUUUGGUUAAAUGGAAGACUAUUGCGUAUCUCACACACACAAAAAAAAAAAAUAUGAAGUGUAAAGAACCAAACGGACUAUUGCAUACAAAUGGUAAAAUAAAAUAAUUCAUAACUCCUUCAUGCAGUAUUCCUUUAUUCGUGUGUUUUGGUCUCCUACAAAGACCCGUAAUCAGACCAAGGAAUACUGCCUGAAGGAGUUCUGGACUAUCUAGUGUUGUGUAUUUAUAUAUUUUUUUUGUUUUGUUUUUUUUAUUUUUUUUAUUAUAACUAUUAUACCUGGUUUUGGCUGAACUGUGAUCCAGGUCAUCGUUAGAGAAAGUACGUGCAUAGUGUUUGGAGCGUUGGCUAGGAGCAGAUGAAUUCGGUUUAUUAUUACAAGGGGCUGUUUACAUGGGGAAAAAAAAUGGAUCUAUAGCAAUUGCUUAAAAGCUGCACAUAUCUUGAAACAUUUAAUAUUCAGGGACACUGCUUAAUUUCUUAAAGUCUGUAUAAACACCACAAACACUGCAAGGUAUGCAUUACUAGGAGCACCCUGAGCCCACUCCUAUUGCUAAGAGUGGUGAGAUGAAGUGGUCUGGUUGAGUUUAGUGGUCCUUUUAAUGGGUAUCUGUGUGAGACACUCUCAUCAAGAUCCUUUACUUAUUGGGUAAAGGAGGGUUUAUAAACUAUUGAGUUAAAAACUAUAUGUAUAUAUUGUUAAUAAAUACUUGCUGUUUUUGAUGACUUUUUUUUUAUCAUCAUUUAGACUGCAGUGCAAAAACUGUUACGCCCUAUUCUUAGCGGCUCUAAACGCCGCAGGGCGUAAUAGUACGCCCUCCGGUAUUUUGCUACCCGGUCGCCGGCGGUCAGGGUACUCACCUGGGAUUACAGGGAGUCCUCCGCGGCGGAUCCUGCCUCCUCCGCCACGGCCAUGUGAGAGUGAGGUCCUUACGAGGACCUCACAAUCACAUGGCCUGGUUAGCUGGCUGCUGCAUUGCCAGCAGGGGGACUGGCUGUAAUGACAGAACACAAAUAUUAGUGUUUCAAAACAAUAAAUGUAUUACAACGAUGAUAUCGCCAGUAAAAGUUAAGUUUUUUGCAUUUUUCACGCACAAACAGCACACGGACGAUAUUAUUGCUGUGAUACUUUUUACUGUUUUGAAACACACAUAUUUGUGUUCAGCGAAGUCUCCCGAGUACAACAGUACCCCUCAUGUACAGGUUUUAUGGUGUUUUCAAAAGUUACAGCGUCAAAUAUAAGGCUUGUGUUUCAUUUUUUUCACAUUAAAAUUCGUCAAAUGUAUUUCAAAUGUAAUGUGCUAUAUUUGACCCUGUAACUUCCCAAAACACCACAAAACCUGUACAUGGGGGGUACUGUUUUACACGUGAGACUUUGAAUACAAAUAUGUGUAUUUUAUUGCAGUAAAAGCAAACCGUAUUAUGACAUUGACAGUUAAAAUGUCAUGUAGAACUAAAAAAAAUAACAAUUUCUUAUUUUCUCCCAUUUUUUUCAUAUUAAAUUGUUUCAUAGUUAAAUAUUUGAUAUUAAAUGAAAGCCCUGUUUCCCCUGAAUAAAAUGAUAUAUAAUAAGGGUGGGUGCAUUUUUAUAUGAAAGAGGUGAAUUAUUGUUUGGAUAGACAUAUAGCGCAAACGCCAGGUUUUGUUUACGUUUUGUUUUGUUCACAACGUGUACAUUUGGCUCAGUCCUUAAGGGGUUAAAUACAACACUUUUGUUUGUAAAAAUAUGUGCUACGGUAUAAUCAUCAUUUUAUGUGAACGUAUCCCCUCGAAGUCAUACACAAAGGAGAAGUGACAUUGAAAAGUAAUUUUGCUCAUAUUAAAAGCUUAUCACCUGUCCUGCCUUUCAUUAUACUAUCUGGUUCCGGUUGGCUAAGGUUCCUUUAUCACCAGCUAUAUGCAGGUCGUUACAGGAGCCCCCAUUAGUUUUGGCGAAGUGUAAUAAAUGAUCUGUCUAGCAGCAGAGACACAGGGAAGAAAGAUAACAUCACAUUCUAGAAAGCCGUUCAUCUUUCUAGGAAAAGAUCAGUGUUCGGCAAGAAGUCUGAAUGCAUGGCAAGCAUCCCACGUUAUGUACCUGGCAAAUUCAUGGGAAGGGUUUGCAUGUCAGAUUUAACUUUGCACUUUUGCAGUGAAAGGAAGUGAUCAGAAGAUUGCUGCAGCGAGACAGAUAAGUCUUCAAGCAUUCAUCAUAAGACAUGUUAACACCAGACAAUGAGCUCUACACAGAGUUUAGAAAAAGUUAUAAAAUGAUAGAAUAAACAGGAUAUACACCCUAUUUAACCCUAUGCAUGUCAAAUGGAUUAAAAUUAACUAAAGUAUGUAAUAUAAAAUGGUCAAUUAAUGGAGGAGCAAUGUUUGAAGAUAGUAAUAAUUCAGUGAGGUAUGAACUCUGAUAAUCAUGCUGUCAUUUUCACCAGACUCAAACCCCACAUACUCCCCACUCUUUUUCACAAAAUGUCUUUGAAGGUACACGGUCAAGCUCAGCCAAUGAGAGAUCCAUAUGACCUGAGCUGCUUACUUGAAUCCUGCAUCUCAGCUAGCCAGUCUUGUUAAAUGUUUAACUCAUUUCCUUCAGUUAGUGCCUACUAAAUAUGUUAACUGAAAAUCAAUUAAAUGCAGAAUUUAAUUAAGAUUAUUCUUCAUUGAGUUUCAUUUUGAGAUUAAUAUCCAAUUUACCAGAAUGUGUUCCUGUUACUAUAACUAGUUUUAUCAGCUGUGUCCUUCAAAUGUAUAGAAAUCCAGUCAUGGCUGCUUUUUUCGUCUUUUGAAAGUUGCGUUUGUUUAGUUUUUUUGUUUUUGUUUUUUGACACCGUAUACAAUAAUUUUGCCUGUCAUUAAUAAUAAGUAAUAACUUUUAAAGGACCACUAUAGGCACUCAGACCACUUCAGAUCAAUGAAGUGGUCUGGGUGCCAGGUCCAUCUAGGUUUAACCCUGCAUCUGUAAACAUAUCUGUUUCAGAGAAACUGCUAUGUUUACAAUAGGGUUAAUCCAGCCUCUAGUGACUGUCUCAUUGAGGCUCUUCUGUGCUUCUCACUGUGAAAAUCACAUUGAGAAGACGCUGACGUCCAUAGGAAAGCAUUUCUCAUUAAUCACUGACGUCGAAAGAGGGAGGAGAGUUCCCCAGCGCAGAGGGACCCCGGCGCUGGAGAAAGGUAAGACUUUACACCCUUCCUCCCCUUCAGCCUGGAGAGAGUGCGACCCUGAGGGUGGGGGGGACCCAAAGACCAUACAGUGCCAGGAAAAUGAUUUUGUUUUCCUGGCACUAUAGUGGUCCUUUAAAUAAAACUUUUUAUAGUGCUCAAAUUCUUGUACAAAGAAAGCUUUUAAUUUUUUACACAACAUUUCUGCCUAAAUCUGCAUUUUCUAAAGUUAUUAGACUCCACCACAAUCUAUUCUCGAUCCCAGUAUGAACCCACAGGACAAAGAAGAAAUUAUUCAAGAGGAAUAUUGCCAUUUGAUAGUAAUUCAGAGAACUGUUAUUGUCUAUUAAAAGCAAACCUUUCUAUGUAUUUGAGCCUUCCGGCUAUGUGAGCAACAAUUUAAUUCUAAUUCUGCAUGAGCUCUAGGGCAUUUACUCUCUAAACCAUCAGUUAUGACAAGUUGACAACCUAAUUGUUGGCAAAAAUAGACAAGUUGGUGGCAGGGCCGGACUGGGAAGAAAAUUCGGUCCGGGCAUUUUUUAAUUACAGCGGCCCACUAAAAAGGGGGCGUGGCCAGAUAGGGUGUGUUUUGUCAUCACCAAUGACAAGCACGCCCCAUCUCAAAGUGAGCAUGUGGGUUCAAUGCUCUUCCAGGGUAGACCAUGCGCAGAGCUCUGCUGAAGAGCUCUGGCAUGAGAAAAAUAUCCUCCAUGAAAUCUCGCGAGAGGAACCCGGCGGAGCUGUAAGUUAAAGUUCCUCCGGGUUCCUCUGCUGGCAGGCUGGCUCCCUCCUUCUCUCCCCAGGCGGCCGCAAUAUCCUGCAUGUGGGCCGGUGAGGGAGAUCUUUGAUCUCCCCACCGGCCCGCUGUAGACUGCUGCAGGGCCGGCGCUCGGAUAGUGCGGGCCCUGCAAAGACCGGUAGGGGAGAUCCUGUGGUCUCCCUGCCGGCCUCGGCCCGCGGCCCACCGGACAUUUGCCCGGUGUGCCCGAUGGCCAGUCCGGGCCUGGUUGGUGGGAAAAAAAAGUUUAAUUCUUACUCUACAAUAGUCUACAUUUUUCAAGUCUGUUGUUGACUCUCCACAAAUUUCUGUUUAAAACGUGAAAAAAAAUAAGCUUUCAUAAAUGACAAAUGCAACAAAAAAAUGAGUUUUGUGUGCCUGUAAUGUUUGCCCCCCAAUACUUUAUACCAGCGGUUCCCAAACUGUGUGCACACAGGGGAAUUACUACUAAACAGGGGCCCGAUCUGGUGCCUCAGUGCUGAAGGGGUUAAAACCCCUUUAGCCACUUACCUUAAUCCAUCAUCGUGCUCUCUCGGCGCUGGUGACCUCUCCUUCCCGCCGUCAGCUCCCGAGUGGAGCCGCGUGCGUGUAUUCAAACCCGCUCAUAGUAAAAAGCAUUAUUUUAUGUUUUCCUAUGGGGAUCUUAUUUGAUGUUGGACUCCGAGAGGACAUCCAGUGUCAGAUAAGUGCGAUUUACUCAGUGUACAUCGCGGAAGCGGCCACCGCAGAAAACGUCUGAAAUUAAUUAUUUUUAUUUAUUGUUUAUAAAAAGCAAUAUAACCUUUAAACUCUAUGGCACAGUACCAGAAAAUAGAUAUGUUAAGUUACUUUUUUUUUUCUUUUUUUUUUUUAAGAUUGGAGAUAUUUUUUUAACCUUAAAUGAUCUACAUUUUACUUAUCUGUUCGAGAUACUGUAGAGUUUUUAUUUUCUAGUGAGCAUGGUUAUUUUAUUGGUUACAAAGUCAGGCAAGAUCUACAACUCUUGCUAUUAUGGAGUGCUUUUCUCAGCCAACUCUUUCAGAUACAUGGCAAUAACUUGGUCAUCAAGUACCUUAGAAUAGCCACUGUAGCCAGCAUAUAUCCACAUCGUAGGAAAGGUUCAUCCUACUUUGAGUGAUAUUUACCAGCAGAGCCAAUGGUGUAGAUAAGAAACAGGUGAGAUUUUUGGAACAGCAGUAAUGAAGCCAUAAGUAUUAACCACUUAAAGGGACACUCCAGGCCCCUAAAGCACUAUAGCUUGCUGAAAAGCUUUGUGUGGGAAGUGUGUCCCAUUUUUAUUUUAUUUUUUCAUUUUGCAAAAAGUGCAGAUUUCAAGCUGACAACAGGUAUUGUUACUUCCUGGUUUGGUUAGCUCAGUAGAGCUAAACUCAAGAGGCAGCAAUUGCACAGAGCACCUACUUUUCAAAGAGUUCUUAUUGAGAUGGAUUGGGAAGUUUGUGAUUGGACAGCCAGAGGGGGAAUUGCAAAGGCUUCAGACAGGAGAACUUCAGGUUUUGUAAGCUGCUUUUAGAUAUAUCCCCAAUAAUACAAUGCAUAGUUCAACCAUGCACGUUUUCAUUUGGGGUAUGUCUACUUAGUGAUUUUUGAUUUAUUUAUUUUUUUAUACGUUUUUAAGUUUUAGCUCACCUUGCCAAUAUCCAUAGACUUAUCAUUCACAAAGUGGUAUAAACCAUUUAGGCAAUUUAUACACACUUUAUAGAUAAUGUACAUUGUCACAUACAAUUCUACAAAAAAAAAAAAAAAAUCCGUGAAAGAAAACACUUUUAUACAGUCUAUAAUGUUUUCCAAAAUGUGCAAAUUUCAGAGCAUCAGAAAUUCUGAUUUUUAUUUAUUUUGUUUUUGGGCAAUGGAGUGUAACUUUUAACAAUAUUAGAUCGUGUAUUACAUUCUAACUAUGCUGGGACUUAAUGCUGUUAGGGCAUAAUGACACGAACUGAGUUUUGAUGUGAGUAAGGUUAAAUUCCUGCUCAUACCAGAGACCCAUUUAUGAUUCAUUUAUGCCCAGGCUGACUGAUAAGCUGUAUGCAGCCCUGAAAGUAUAUUUGGUUUAUUUUUUAUUGAGGACAGUAGUUUGGAGCAGCAUUAGUAAGGGCUUUGUAGGUCAGAGUGAGAAACUUGAAUUUAGUUCUGCUUCUAAUGAAGAGCAUUGAAGGGACUCACUGAGAGGUGUGACAGAUUCUGAGUGAUUGGUAAGGUGGAUUAGCCUGGUAAAGGCAUUUAUGAUGGUUGAAGAAAGUAGAGUCGAGAGAGGAAGGGCAGAUAGUCUGUUAUUGCAGUAGUCGAGAUAAGAAGGGAGUAGGUGGUUGAGGCAGAAUGGGGAAACUAAUUUGUGGAGAUAAAAGAAAGAUUGGAGUUAAAUGUACCUUGAAGUGAUGGAGCGAUAGUGAUGCCUUCAACAGAGACAAAAAAGAAAAAAUGCAAAAAUGGUAGAAGAGCUAGAGGGAGGAAUUAGGAAUUCAGUCUUGGAUAUAUUGAUGCAAAUGAUUGAUUACCCCUUACUGUAAAAUGAUAUAGAUCUCGAUGUGGAGUAAUACGAAAAGAGAAAAAAAACUGAACAAAUCUAGUGCAGAUGGUACUUUAAAGGUGAUGAAUGCAAAGUAAAUAUAAGUAGACACAUUCACAACCUUUAGAGCCGGAGGAUGAGGCUCUAUAGUAGUCCAUUUUAAAUAUCCACUCUUUUUCUUCGUCCCGCUAGAAGUGAGGUCACUUGCUGGCGGUCUUUGAUAAUGUGUAUCUUAGGCUGAGUCUACUUGUGUUGCGUCACUACCUGUAGAUUUAGCCGAAGAUACACAUCUUUAAAGACUGCUAGGGAGUGACCUCACUUCCGGCAGGAUGAAGAAAAACCACUACAUACAUCAUAGUAAUUUGCCUAUAAAGCUCAACGAUUGGAGGAUAUGCAUCACGUGACCGCAAAAGAUGAAUAGAGCAUGGAUAUUUAAAUGGAUUCUUGGACCUGGAAUACAUCACAGCCAACUGAAGCUUUAACAGCGAAAUGAGUUUUGGCACAAAAGGACUGAACUACCACAGACUGAUAAGUUCCUUUUUAUUUAUAUUUAUACAUGUUUAUACAAUUUUUGAUUUUAAAUAUAGAUUUCAAAUAAUUGGAUUUUACCAACAUUUGGCAGUCAGUCCUGUUCCAGAUUGGGCAGUGUCACCCCACAAAUUGACACAAGGCGCACAUAUGGGCUCUUAAGGUGAGAGCAGUGGCAUACAUACCACGGUCACAGGUGUCGCCGCUGCGACCGGGCCCCUCACUCCAGGGGGCCCAGCAGCAGCCACGACCGUGGGCCGCCUGCACAGCCUCUGGGCCAGUGCACAGAUGCACGAGCCCAGGGAAUGCGCUUGUCGGCAGGAGGGGGAGAGCUCUGUGUGUAGCGUAGUCAAGCGGUCUGAGAGCACUUCCUGUAUGACCGGGAACCACGGCGCGCAGUGAGCAAGUACAGGAGGGGGGUGGGUUGGGGAUGACACCCAUGGAGGGGGGUUUGGUGGUGACACACAUGGAGGGGCUGGGGAGGGGUUGGAUUGGUUGACACACAUGGAGGGGCUGGGAAGGAAUUAUAUAUUUUACAUAUCCCAGAAAGAUAAUUUGGUUAUUAAUGUUUGACUCCUGCAUUUUAAUUUUUGGGGUCCAAUGUUCUAUAUUCUUCUUAUUCAAUGUUUAACGCAACAUAUUGUUAUAUUAAGGUAAUGUAUGUUAAAUAUAACCUUGAUUUCCAUAGGGAUGACUUUACUUAUCACCUUACCUGAGCCAAAUAGACAUACAGACCCAUAAAAUUAAUAUACCUGCAAGUUAAAAUUUCCUUUUGCAUGAAACAUAAUAUGUAGUUGAAAGAAUCCCAAUCUAAGCGUGACCAUCCAUUCCAAUGAGAUUCCUGACAGUGAUAUGAUAAUUGCAUUAUAGUGCCCUCUGGUGCUUACAGUCCUGCUUCCCUCAUACCUUUAAAAGUUAAUGAAAGUGUUUAAAACAGCUGUCUCUGCUUCAAUGAUUUAAUGUUAUUCUUGGGAAAAGGAAGCCAGGGACGACAUUAAUGUCAGUUUGUAGGACGCCCUCUGCAUCUUCCUUGUGACAGAAUUUUUAUCUACAUAGUAAUUGAGGUUUGAAAUAAGGCAUAAGUCCAUCAUGUUCAAAUGUCCCAGAUGUCUUUUGCUGCUGUUGAUUCAGAGGAAAGCAAACAAUCCCACAAUUCAAUGUUUUCCCACAAGGCAAUACAAUCUACUUCAGAAUCGAAAGCUUUUUAUAUUCUUAGAACUCUAUACAACACUGCAAAACACACACAGAAUCUGCAUUCCAGAACAAAUUCCGAUAACCUGCCAAACAUAGAAACGUCUUCAGACUUCUCACCCUGAUUUUUCUGAACAUAUACUUAGAAAAACAUUUUCACAUUUCCUAAUUUCCUUUAUUAACAGUUUUUUUAGUUAUGGAGGAAUGCUAGGAAAGUUUUACUUCCUUUUAAGGGGACAGUUUGAGUAAUCAUUUUUUGAAUUUCUCUAGCUGUAAGUAGUUCAAAUCCGUAUAGAGUGUCUUUUCUAUUAACCCAUUUCCUUUCUCCUUAGGGAGCUGACAAGACUGUGAAAGGGCCAGAUGGACUCAAUGCCCUGGAAUCCACAGACAACCAGGCUAUUAAGGAGCUUCUUCAUUGAUGGACUGGAUUCUCUGCCUGCACAGUUUGCCUCUUGUGUGGCCUCUCACUGCUGCCUGUAUUUCCUUUUUCUAUCUGCCAAUUUCUUCAUCUCCUCACCUUAAGUUGGAGGAUGUAUGGUAAAACAGAGAGCAUCAACCUCAAUUAGAUUGAAUCAAAGCAAGAUUGUAGACGGAUGAACUGGGAUUUUACUGGUGUCUUAAACAGCAUGGGAUGUUAAAAAAAAAAAAAAGAAUGUAACUCACUCAAUUCCAGCCCUUAAAUUGUAUCAUGGAGUGAUUUUCUUUUACAGUUUAUGAAAUAAAAAUUUAAUGUAUAGGAUAUUUUAAUCCUCUUUAUUAACACCCACACAUUGUUCCCUAAUUAUAAUCUGAUUGCAGAAAAUGUGCGCGCCCAGUUUACCUUUGCAUCUAGCUCUGUAUUGUAUAUAUUAACAUGUAAUGCAUUUAAAGACAACUAAGGCUAUAAUAGAAAAUGAUCUUCAAUUUUAGAGCAUUGCUUUUUUGGCAGAACUUACUUUUUUCUAAAUGUUACAAAAUGCCUUCACAUGGAAGAACGUUUGUUUCACUUGUCUUUUUCUUGCUUAAGGUGUUCUUUGCUUCAGACCAUCUGCAAAUAGCACCAGCCACCUAGUGCAAAUGACCUAUUCAAGAGUAAUUAAAAUAGGUCACUGUUAUCUUGGGAGAUUUGAUGUACAAGGCACCUCUCCUCUUGCUUUAAAGUGACUUUUUAACAAAUUAAAUUUUCUUGGGAUUUCAUUUUAAUCCUCUCAAACUCCUCGAUAAAUGGUAUCACUCGACCCCAUGCAAUGAUGGCAACCUUAUGUUCCAUUCAUAUAACCAUAUUUACACGCAUUUGUCUGUUCUAUUUGAUUACACAGAUAUUAAAAUAUGCAGUUUCUCUUGUACAUCUACUAUCUACGUCAAAAAAGCAAAAGUAUAUUUUAUGCUUGGGCAGCUUGCAUGGAAAUCAUCACUUUUGGUUAAAAGGAGACAGAAAUCUGUAGAAUAUAAAAUAUUACAUGCCAGUGGUUUUGUCAGGGGUACUUAAUUUUUUAUAAUUUUUUUUUUUUUUUUUGUUAGGCACUCAAAUAUUUACAUGGCAUUAGCUAUGUAAAGUUAUUCAUCAGUUAUCCAUGUUUUAUUUGUAACAUGGACUAUCGAACAAAUAAGGUUUGCAAGUCUGCCUUGUUAAGAUCUGCCUAGUGUCACAAGGUCUUAAUUGUUUACUGCCUACCCCAGGGCAAUGUAUUGUGGUCCAUUGCCUGAGGUCUCAUCUGUUCUUACUUAUGAGGGUACAUUAAUAGCAUAGUGACCCACCUGUGCUUCUCAGCUGAGGAGUUAAGAACCUCUGAUUUCACCAUGGCUCUUUUUUGCAGUUUGCGUUCUGUUUAUUGUAAAAUAUCCAUAGUAAACUAGUUAAUAUUGUCUGCAUUGCAUGACCAUUUUUGCUUUGCUGAAGCCUAUAUUUUAUAUUCUACAGUAUGUUGGCAGACCUUUAUUCUUUAUUACAUCAUUCAUUUAAGUAACAUGACAAUUAUAUAAUUGCAGUGCUUUUUGAAAUGUUUACCUUUUGGGGGGUGGGGAAUUAUGAUGUAAGGUAGAAACCUAUUUGGGAGCAAUGCAACUUCAAGAAAGGGGAACACAGCUGAACACAGUAGCUUUUGCAAUCCACCGAUGGUCAAAUAAUUAUUGUUCCAACCAUCAUAUAAUGACAUCCUGGAUAUACGCAUUAAUAAUAACCCUCAUACAUUAACCGAAACCUCUAUGUUGUUAAGCACACGAUAGAUUACCUGGUUUUAGUAAUCACGUUUAAAACAUGCAAGCAAAGGAAUUGAGCCCAUUUGUUACUUCUGUGGCUUUAUAUCUCCUUAAUCGCUCUAUACGGAAAUUGCUUUAAACUAGAUUCCUUUAUUUGACAUAACUUUUUAGAUUUAGAUCAUGAAUGUAUGACUCACACUAGGGCUUCUAUUAAUUUCGUUGACUGUUUCAUCAUCAAAAGGAAACACAGAGGCCUUCAAAUUGAGACAAAAGAUUUGUUUUUGUUAUUUUUAAUCACUUAAUGAAGUUAUUCUGCUGUUACUAUGUUGCAGACCAACUCCCAUGUUCAUUUUCAAUUUAUUUUUUUAUUCUGCCUGAACUAAGCUGCUACUCAUUGUCACAGUAGUAAGAGGCUAAAUUAAAUUUUGACUUGAUCUAACUUUCAUCCAUUUGUGAUGGUAUUAUUUCAUUUAUGUAUCUUGUAUUUUAAAUGUUUCAUGUCAUGCACUAUUGUCUGAUUAAUGGAUAUUUAUCUUUU